UGGUGACGUACCAUGCGAUGAAUGCUGGAAAUUGGCAGCUGGUUGGACUCGCACUGGCUGCACAAUGUCAAAGCUAGCUGGAAUGGCAUGUCUGUGUCCACUCCUUUGCUGCUGUACCAAAGGCGAUACAUUGGACUGCACCAAAGCUUGAGUCAUUGUAGAGCAUUGUGGAGACGACAGCAUGCGCUUGUUGAUUUCGCGUCGAAAAAUAACUUUCAUCAAAAACGCACGCUCGUCAAAUGCUACACGCAGGGAACUGCCGAUUACAUCACAAUCAAGUUCCUCCAAUGCGUCAUCUACGCGGUAGAAGGCAUUCUGAGCGCACUCAAGCGCCUCAAGCCGAACAUCUUAUUCCUCCACGCAAAGGGCAGAAAUUUUCUCUGGCGCGAUAACUAUGGCCAUUCGUCUGACUUGGUCAUUGAUAGCCUUGGCUUUGGCCCUAUAAAACGUUGCGCCAAGCAUCGGUGGUGGAGUUUUAAAUGAACUCAGCGACAUGCUGAGCCUAACGGGGUAGAGCAUAACCUCUGGAACAAUACCAAAUAUCUCAAAAGACCCACCAAAAGAGUCCCACCCCUUAAAAACUCAGCCGGUACUUGGUGUCGUUCCAACGAAGAAAAAGCUGAGACUUUUGCUCUACACCUGCGGGAAACAUUCACGUCCCUUAACCUUUGUUCAGCAACGGAUGUCUUCAACACGCAAUCCUUCAUAGAGUCACCCUGCCCAAUGGAUCCGCCGAUACGUACAAUUCAUGAAGAUGAAGUUAAAGCCGCAGUGGACAGCUUAAAAACAACCAAAAGUCCCGGCUACGAUAGUAUUGACGCAACAACUAUAAAAAGUUUACCUCCACGUGCAAUCGCCUUUCUUACUGUUAUAUACAAUGGUAUUAUUAGGCUCCAUCACUUUCCCUCACAGUGGAAGUGUGCGGAGAUCAUAAUGAUACCCAAGCCUGGGAAACCUGAUCAGGACCCCGCCUGCUACCAUCCCAUCAGCUUGCUGGCUAUACUGUCGAAGAUAUUUGAAAGAAUAUUUUUGGACAGGUUAUUGCCAGAGGUAGAAGACGGCCAACUAAUCCCAGAACAUCAAUUUGGUUUUAGAAGUCAACAUGGAACACCAGAACAAUGCCAUAGAUUAUCACAGACGAUAUUGUGUUCAUUUGAAGACAAGAAGUACUGUUCUGCAGCUUUUCUGGACAUCAAACAGGCGUUCGAUCGCGUCUGGCAUCUAGGCUUGCUCAAUAAGCUUAAGUCCAUGCUGCCACCAUUUUUCUUGCUGCUAAAAUCCUAUCUACACAGGCGUCUAUUCUAUGUAAGAUGCGAAUGGGCUGAGUCCGAGAUCUAUGAAGUCAACGCUGGAGUCCCACAGGGAAGUGUGUUAGGCCCCAUAUUAUAUACACUCUUUACUGCAGACAUGCCUGUGCUAGAAAGAGAUGAUUUCGUUACUGCAACUUACGCCGACCACUUCAACUGAUUACGCAGAAGCAUCAGCAAUUCUGCAGCUACAACUAACUAAAUUGGAGCCAUGGCUACAAAGAUGGAACAUCGUCAUUAACGAAGGCAAGUCAACUCACAUGACUUUCGCAACUCGGCCAAAGUUUUGCCCGGAGGUUCGACUGAAUGGCACUACACUGCCUACUGUCGAUAAAGUUAAA
Messenger RNA from Drosophila busckii, 1648 nucleotides. RefSeq lists its product as uncharacterized. The transcript has 2 exons. NCBI's taxonomy places the organism in Eukaryota, Metazoa, Arthropoda, Insecta, Diptera, Drosophilidae. The coding region runs from base 22 to 483 and encodes 153 amino acids. The record is from RefSeq and is a predicted model, not a curated record.